Molecule: messenger RNA, 417 nt
Organism: Vicia faba (fava bean)
Lineage: Eukaryota; Viridiplantae; Streptophyta; Magnoliopsida; Fabales; Fabaceae
Source: the annotation of a GenBank genome assembly
AUGAUUGAGCAAGCUUAUGACAAUCCACACGAGGCAUUAUCAAGAGUUAAACGACACCUCCUCACCCAACGGGCCUUCAAAGAAGUUGGAAUAGAGUUUAUGGAUUUAUAUAGCUACUUGAUUCCUGUGUACGAAAUAGAGCCUCUUGAGAAGAUUAUAGAUGCAUAUCUUGAUCAAUAUAUGGCGGUAUGUAAAGCCAGCAGAUUCAGAACCACCACCUCUUUUGGUUUACAAAUGGUGUCAAGGCUUCUUCGUUUGGUUCUAGACCACAACAUUGUUGAUUAUGUCACUGCAAAAAACAAUGUUAUCUUGUCAUUUAAGGAUAUGAGCCACACAAAUUCAUAUGGUCUUAUAUGUGGACUACAAUUUGCAUCCUUUGUUGUUCAAUACGAGUCUGAAUUUUGUUUUCACAUUUGA